CAGAGUCACAACCCAAUUCCACAACCACCAAUUCACCACUAUCAUCUGCCAAUACGAUGCCGUCCGGUGAGCUGCGGCAGUCCGACUGCUCGGAGGACGAGGCCGAGCAGUGGCUGUGGGCCCGGAUCAAAGCGGAGGCGAAGCGCGACGCCGAGUCGGAGCCGGCUCUGGCCAGCUACCUCUACUCGACCAUCCUCUCGCACUCGUCGCUGGAGCGAUCGCUGUCGUUUCACCUCGGCAACAAGCUCUGCUCCUCCACUCUCCUCUCCACGCUUCUCUACGACCUCUUCCUCAACACCUUCUCUUCCGACUCCUCUCUACGCGCCGCCGCCGUCGCUGAUCUACGCGCCGCCCACGAGCGCGACCCGGCCUGCGUGUCGUUCUCUCACUGCUUGCUCAAUUACAAAGGCUUUCUGGCAUGUCAGGCUCACCGAGUGGCACAUAAGCUGUGGAUUCAGUCACGCAGGCCGCUGGCGCUAGCGCUCCACUCACGGAUAGCUGAUGUGUUUGCGGUGGACAUUCACCCGGCAGCGAGGAUUGGGAAAGGGGUGCUGUUCGACCACGCGACAGGAGUGGUGGUGGGGGAGACGGCGGUGAUUGGGAACAAUGUGUCCAUACUCCACCACGUGACGCUGGGAGGGACUGGAAAGGUCGGGGGAGACAGACACCCAAAGAUUGGUGAUGGGGUACUUAUUGGAGCUGGGGCGACGAUUUUGGGGAAUGUGAAGAUUGGAGAGGGGGCAAAGAUUGGGGCGGGGUCGGUGGUGCUUAUUGACGUGCCGGCGAGGACUACGGCGGUGGGGAAUCCGGCGAGAUUGGUUGGCGGGAAGGAGAAGCCGUCGAGGCAUGAAGAUGUGCCUGGAGAAUCCAUGGACCAUACCUCGUUUUUAUCAGAGUGGUCUGACUAUAUUAUAUAGGGUUUUGCCAGUUUUGAUCUUGCUUGUGACACAAACAAUGUAUGCUAUGUUGAACAAUAUUACCGUGUUUGCUAAUCAUCAUUCGCCUCUAAACCUGUGGGAGUUGUAUCUGUACGAACUAAACAACUAGCUGGCUUUAAGUGAUCAGUGUUUCAUUGAUCGAACGCUAUUCCAAGUUGCUUAUAUCCAAUGGCAUUG
Messenger RNA from Fragaria vesca subsp. vesca, 1115 nucleotides. Its product is annotated as serine acetyltransferase 5-like. Lineage: Eukaryota; Viridiplantae; Streptophyta; Magnoliopsida; Rosales; Rosaceae. Gene Ontology annotation, cellular component: cytoplasm; cytosol. Gene Ontology annotation, molecular function: L-serine O-acetyltransferase activity. The coding region runs from base 57 to 917 and encodes 286 amino acids. The transcript is spliced from 2 exons. The record is from RefSeq and is a predicted model, not a curated record.